Taeniopygia guttata (zebra finch) is the source of this 3306-nucleotide messenger RNA. RefSeq names its product serpin family H member 1 (gene SERPINH1). NCBI's taxonomy places the organism in Eukaryota, Metazoa, Chordata, Aves, Passeriformes, Estrildidae. Gene Ontology annotation, biological process: collagen fibril organization; negative regulation of endopeptidase activity. Gene Ontology annotation, molecular function: serine-type endopeptidase inhibitor activity; collagen binding. The record is from RefSeq and is a predicted model, not a curated record. Gene Ontology annotation, cellular component: endoplasmic reticulum.
AAGGACCGAAAUAAGAUGGGCCCCUGUAAGAAGGCAAAAGCACAGAUUGGGCAGGGAAUAGUUCCCCACGUUCCUGCUGGAGGCCUGGCUGGGCUCAGGCUGGGGACAGGCUGGGGACAGGCAGGGCAGGAGGAGCGAGCGCGCAUCCCCCAUCCCUCCCGACCCCCCUCCGGCGGCGCGGGGCCGGCAUUCCCUGCCAUUGGCGGCGGGCAGGGAGAGAGCCGGGACGGAUCCUCCCCUUCCUCUCCCUCCCAAGCAUUUUUGAGAGGGUUUUCCCAAGUUUCCAGAAGUUUCUCCCCGGCCCCUUAUAUACCCCCUCCGCAGGACCGGGAGGUGCACAGGGAGCCGAGCAAAGCCGUGUCCCGACCCCGCAGCAGGUCCUGGGAGGUGUUGGGUGCUGCUGAAGCCAUGUGGAUUAUCAUGGGGCUGGCCCUCCUGGGCCUCGCUGCGGCCGUGCCCUCGGAGGACAGGAAGCUGAGCGACAAGGCCACCACGCUGGCCGAGCGCAGCACCACACUGGCCUUCAACCUCUACCACGCCAUGGCCAAAGACAAGGACAUGGAGAACAUCCUGCUGUCCCCCGUGGUCGUGGCCUCAUCCCUGGGGCUCGUGUCCCUCGGGGGCAAGGCCACGACGGCCUCGCAGGCCAAGGCGGUGCUGAGCGCGGACAAGCUGAACGAUGACUACGUGCACAGCGGGCUGUCCGAGCUCCUCAGCGAGGUCAGCAACAGCACGGCCCGCAACGUCACCUGGAAGAUCGGCAACCGCCUCUACGGCCCCGCCUCCAUCACCUUCGCCGAGGACUUUGUGAAGAACAGCAAGAAGCACUACAACUAUGAGCACUCCAAGAUCAACUUCCGAGACAAGAGGAGCGCCCUCAAGUCCAUCAACGAGUGGGCAGCGCAGACCACGGAUGGGAAACUCCCGGAGGUCACCAAAGAUGUGGAGAAAACUGAUGGGGCCCUCAUCGUCAAUGCCAUGUUCUUCAAGCCUCACUGGGAUGAGAAGUUCCAUCAUAAGAUGGUGGACAACCGUGGCUUCAUGGUGACCCGUUCCUACACCGUGGGUGUGCCCAUGAUGCACCGCACAGGUCUCUACAAUUACUACGAUGAUGAGGCAGAGAAGCUCCAGGUGGUAGAGAUGCCACUGGCCCACAAGCUCUCCAGCAUGAUCUUCAUCAUGCCAAACCACGUGGAACCUCUGGAGAGAGUGGAGAAACUGCUGAACAAGGAGCAGCUCAAGACAUGGACUGGCAAGAUGAAGAAGAGAUCAGUAGCCAUCUCGCUGCCAAAAGUCGUCCUGGAAGUCAGCCACGACCUUCAGAAACACUUAGGUGGUCUGGGCCUGACAGAAGCCAUUGACAAAACCAAGGCUGACUUGUCCAAGAUCUCCGGCAAGAAAGACCUUUACCUGUCCAAUGUGUUCCAUGCCGCGGCUCUGGAAUGGGACACGGAAGGGAACCCCUAUGAUGCCGACAUCUAUGGCCGAGAGGAGAUGAGGAACCCCAAACUCUUCUAUGCUGACCACCCCUUCAUCUUCAUGAUCAAGGACACUAAAACCAAUUCUAUCCUCUUCAUCGGCAGGCUCGUGAGGCCCAAAGGUGACAAGAUGCGUGAUGAGUUGUAGUUGGGUUUGUUUUGGUUGGGUUGUUUUUUCCCAGAGCUUUGGUUUGUGUGUGUUUUUAGGGGGGCAUUUUGACAAAUGGGAAACACUAUUUUGUAUCCUUCUCGAACCAUGGGUGCUAUUCAGACCAGGGUGCAUUGUGAGGAGAAACCAGCAUACACUUUACCUCACCCCAAAAUCCAGAUUGCACAAACCCACCUCCAGAGAGGAGCAGGGGAGCCUGGCACCAGAGGGUCACCAGGAGUCAGCUGAGGUGGCCACCUUGAAGCCGAGUUCCUCCCUGCACUGGUUAAGCCUCCUGCUCAGUUCCUUGCUGCUCCACCAGCCCUGCCAAGGCACCACUCUCCCAUCCCAAACGCUUCCAUCCCACUGCACGCUUAGCGCUGCCGCUUUUCUCCUGCUUGGGUGCCCUUUGACACUGCUCUAGAGCUGUUCCCUGCUUCUCUCUUCUCUCUCCAGAGGUAUGUAACAGAGCUCCAAGGGCCAGUUGUGCACUCCAGCCCCUGCAGGGCCCUGGAGCAGAGCAGGAGGCAGCACAGGAGAAUGGAGAUUGUAUGGCAUUGUGCUCUUCUGUCUUGCCUAACCCUGUGCUCUGCGCUCGAUGCUUUGACCACAAGAGCUCCUUAGGGAGAGCAUCAAAGUCAACAGCACCUUGGGUCAACACUUGAUGGAGAACUAAGGAAGCUUUGGGAUGUCAGGGAGAGCCCAAAGCACAGCUUGGGUUUCUAGAAAGAAUAACCUGAGAUUCCUUCAACACUCCACCCCUUGGGAUCACUGAGGGGCCAUCACCUGUAAUUAAACAGGCAGUUGUACCAGGCAGAGAACUCAUUCUCUUGGAAGUGCUCUGCAUCAGCCUGUAGGGCUGGGAAAGACUCCAUUCCCACUGCCAGGGUUCUCCCACACCUGGUUCCCUGUGGAGCUGACCCAAGGCACUCCUAACUGGCUUCUCACAGGGAGGUGGGAUCAGGUUCACCUCCACUUUCUUGCUUAUUUAAACACAAAGCUUUAAAGCUGCCAUUACCUGACUUCCUAAUUAUGCUCUGCUGAAGCUCCAUGGUACUUCAGCUCCCUGUCUGCUGACCUGGAUAAGGGGACCCUGAAAAGCAAAGGUAUUUAUAGUUAUAUUUAUGUCUGAUAAUUAGCAGGUUUCACAGCCUGAUCCAGGCUAUUCUUAACUUCACUUCAAGGGAUAUCAUCAGGUCAGUACUAUUUAAAAGAGCUGAUGUUAUCUCCCAGGAGCACUACAGCAUUUGCCACGCACUGAGAGACAUCACAAGGCAAACACUGAGAUUACAGAAAUGAGGAAAAUCCAUGCAUCCCAAUGGAAUUGCCAGUUCUCUGAAACCAGCAUGGAGCACCUAAAUGGCUUGGCUUUAUCUCCCUGCCAAUUUUCCCUGCUGCCAUAGAAGCCCAGUACUGCAUAGUCCCAGGUGCUGGGAGGUGGGAGGCAAUGCCAGGAAUGUCCCCAAACAUGGGACACUUCUCGGUGAUGCAGUGCACUGAACCCACACGCAGAACGUUCUGGAGGCUGGGGUGGAAGGGGUGGACAAGGCAAGAACACACUGUGGGAUAUUGUGAAUAAUUUGCAUCAUGUGGAUGCAGGUGUCUGAUGGCUUUUAUUGUUUGUUCUUGUACCACACAGUGACAGUUGUGUAAUUUUGCAAUAAAACUUUUUUCAAUGAA